Molecule: messenger RNA, 1595 nt
Organism: Aspergillus glaucus CBS 516.65
Lineage: Eukaryota; Fungi; Ascomycota; Eurotiomycetes; Eurotiales; Aspergillaceae
Exons: 2
Coding region: 1-1563 (520 amino acids)
Source: RefSeq, a predicted model, not a curated record
AUGACAUACACCAACCGGUUGAACUCCUGGAUCGCAGAAGGUGCCAUGGACCGCAACUGCAUCCUCCAGCGACUAGGCGAGAGGAUAACGGAUUUCACAAAAGACGAGGAAAUCGCUCAGCUCUAUCAGAAAUUUCAAUUAUUCGGCGCAGUUGACAACGGGAAACCGCAUUGUCUCGACCAAACGAUCUUUUUGUCCUUCCUCUGCAGCCAUGGAGCGCUUCCCUCAUCUCUAACAGAAGCAGGAUCCAUCCUGUUCAACAUCUUACAAUAUCUCUCACAAGCUCCCUUUUCUCACCAACAACUGCUGCCAGAAGCCUUGACAGCGGAGGAGUUCCUUCGAGCUCUGACAUGGACUCACUAUGAGAAAGCUUGCCUGGUCAACCGUGAGGGGAAUCGCUGCCGGGGUCGCACGCCAGCUGACCACCGCCGAUUGUUUUUCCAGAGUCUCGCAACAGAUUGUGAUGACAGAAUUCUCCCCCUGGAUGUGAAAGAGUGGCAACAGCAGACAGAGCGCAGAGCAUUUGAGCUCACAGAUUACCGUCAUGAAUUUGCAAGGAUCAACUGUGAUGAGGAUGGGGAUGAAAUGUACCAUGAUGUCCUAGAAGUGAUCUUCUCAACCCAGCCAGUAGUUGAUGAGGCCUUAGCACCAGUUGAACAGGAUGAGUUUCAUUCCAUCGCCAAGAAGCUGCAUGGGAAUGAUGUUUAUCUUCAUGAGCUUACGAUUCCGCCUGCAAGACUUCAUACCUUGGUCAAAUUGCUUCUUGUUGCUCGGUUUGGGCACUGUGGCAUGCUUCCAGAUGAGCAGCUCCCAGAGCUCAGCCGUGUUGCAGAUUCUAUUGUGAAAUUAUUCCAUCGCAUUGCAGGUUCAGGAAUCACUUGGCCAAUGUUUGAUGAUGCCGCCCGAAAAGUACCAUUGCUUUUCGACACACUCUAUACUGUCUCUUUCAACCUUUUGGGGCAACCGGAAACCUUGUCUGACCUUGAACAGGUCAUCCCUGAGCCAGGAAAUAUUCUUACGCUCCCCAAGCUAACUCAGCUGGCUUCUGUGCUUGAAUGCGAUUUCUCCUGGGAUGACUUCUGCCCUCUUUACCAAUACAACUCUGAUGACAACAGCAAUACAGCCUCAAGCCUUGCUGAGACCAUUGAUACCUCAGGAGAAUAUCCAAUUCUUCUUCUUGUAUCUGGCAAGAUCUCACACGAAAACACAACUGAAGAUGCCGUCUUUGGGGCUUUAAUUGCCAAUAUUACCCACGACGGCACUGACAUUCAGCCAAAGCCCCAGGUAGACCAAGAUAGUACCCUGCUAUUCCAACUAAGCCCUGUUCAUGACGUCUUCCGGGGCAAUGUUGGGCGGGCCGGUUGGUCAGUGGUCAAGGAAGAACUUUGCUUUGGGGAGAGAGAUUGCGGCGUUGCGUUGGUGUUUGCGAAGGGCCUGAAGGGGGCGACAGUGGUGCACAGUUUAGAUGGGAAUGAUAAGGCUGUUUACGAAUCAAGUGAAUGGAGGGGCACUUGGAGCACGCAGGUCGAAGUCAAGGCCAUUGAGAUUUGGAGUUAUUCAUAAGGAAGCGGUCAGAUACCAAGAAAUACAGGACC